Molecule: messenger RNA, 1532 nt
Organism: Cokeromyces recurvatus
Lineage: Eukaryota; Fungi; Mucoromycota; Mucoromycetes; Mucorales; Mucoraceae
Product: citrate synthase
Exons: 5
Coding region: 57-1460 (467 amino acids)
Biological process (GO): tricarboxylic acid cycle; citrate metabolic process; carbohydrate metabolic process
Cellular component (GO): mitochondrial matrix
Source: RefSeq, a predicted model, not a curated record
UUUUUUUUAUUUAUUUCAUUUCAUUUCUUUUUUAUUUGUUUUAUAAUAAUAUAUCAAUGAUUCGUUCAUUAACAAAGUUAACUACAUGUCAAACGUCUCGCCUUAUUAUCCCUACGUUGACAGUAAGUGCCACUCGAGCAUAUUCAACUAAAGUUAAGAGUUUGAAAGAACGUUUAGCUGAAAUUAUUCCUGAAAAACAAGCUGAAGUCAAGGCUUUUAAAAAGGAAUAUGGUUCAAAAACACUCGGUGACGUCACACUCGAUCAAGUUUAUGGCGGUAUGCGUGGUAUCAAGGGCCUUGUUUGGGAAGGAUCUGUUCUUGAUGCCGAGGAAGGUAUCCGUUUUCGUGGUUUAACUAUUCCUGAAUGUCAAAAGACUCUACCCAAAGCUCAGGAUGGAGGAGAACCUCUUCCUGAGGGUUUGUUUUGGUUAUUGGUUACGGGAGAAAUACCUACAAAGGAACAAGUAGACCAACUCUCCGCUGAAUGGGCUGCACGCUCCGCCAUUCCUGAAUUUGUUGAAGAAAUUAUUGAUCAUUGUCCCAAGACACUUCAUCCCAUGUCACAAUUUUCUAUCGCUGUCAACGCUUUACAACACGAUUCUCAAUUUGCAAAAGCUUAUUCUAAGGGUAUUCAUAAGUCGCAAUAUUGGGAAUUUACCUUUGAGGAUACUAUGGACUUGAUUGCUAAAUUACCUAAUGUUGCUGCUCGUAUUUAUCGUAACGUCUAUAAGGAUGGUAAAUUACCAGCUAUUGACAAUAAUAAGGAUUAUUCUUAUAAUUUUGCAAAGUUAUUGGGUUAUGAGGAUAAUAAGGAUUUUGUUGAAUUAUUACGUUUAUAUUUAACUAUUCAUUCUGACCAUGAGGGUGGUAAUGUCUCUGCUCAUACAACGCACUUAGUGGGUUCUGCAUUAUCGGAUCCUUAUCUUUCCUUAGCUGCUGGCUUGAAUGGAUUAGCAGGUCCUCUCCAUGGAUUAGCUAAUCAGGAAGUGCUUCGUUGGACUUUGAAAUUGAAAGACACUAUUGGUAUUGAUGCUAGUGAGGAACAAAUAAAGAAAUAUCUUUGGGAUACUUUAAAUGGAGGACAAGUUAUUCCCGGUUAUGGUCAUGCAGUUUUGAGAAAGACAGAUCCUCGUUAUAUGGCCCAACGUGAAUUUGCAUUGAAGCAUCUACCUGAUGAUCCUCUCUUUGGCUUGGUAUCCAAGCUAUAUCAUAUUAUUCCUGGUGUUUUGACAGAGCACGGUAAGACCAAGAACCCAUGGCCUAAUGUUGAUGCUCAUUCUGGUGUUCUUCUUCAAUAUUAUGGCUUAACGGAGCAAGAUUAUUAUACAGUUCUAUUUGGUGUAUCGCGUGCACUUGGUGUUACUGCCCAAUUGAUUUGGGAUCGUGCUUUACUGUUACCUAUUGAAAGACCAAAGAGUUUCAGCAGUGAGCAUUUAAUGAAAAUGUUCGGUGCCAAAUAAAAUAAAAUAAAGUAAAAUAAAUGUAUAAAAUAAAAAUAAUAAAAUAAAAUAAAAUGUAUUACUAAAAAGUAA